AUGCACGUCUCCACUCAAUCGGCGGCUAAGGGGGACAUCGCUGCGACUGUGGACAGGGGCGAGGAUGGCCCUUCCCUCGGGAGGCUGGCCUUGCUCGUGGGAGGUGAUGCAGCGGCGCUGCUGCUCUUUGCAGCCAUCGGACGCGCCAAUCAUGGCGAGAGCUUGGACCCUGCGUCGGUGCUCUCUGUUGCCUGGCCGUUCCUUGUGGGCUGGUUUGGGAGCGCAGCACUGCUCGGGGGAUUUGGCAAGGAAGCACAGGGAGGCCGCACAGGGCCUGCAGCCAUCACUGCAGCUAAAUGCUGGGCACUUGGAACGACGGUGGGCGUAGCGCUGCGGUCUUUGUCACGAGGCUACUUUCCAGACAAGGCGUUUGUGAUUGUCUCCUUCGCCGUGACAGCUGUGUUUCUGAUUGGUUGGCGCUCCGCCUUGGCUGCCGCCACACCAGAGCAGCUCAAGUAA
Coccomyxa subellipsoidea C-169 is the source of this 459-nucleotide messenger RNA. RefSeq lists its product as hypothetical. The record is from RefSeq and is a predicted model, not a curated record. The transcript has 6 exons. NCBI's taxonomy places the organism in Eukaryota, Viridiplantae, Chlorophyta, Trebouxiophyceae, Coccomyxaceae. The coding region runs from base 1 to 459 and encodes 152 amino acids.